This is a messenger RNA of Ruditapes philippinarum (Manila clam), 2325 nucleotides long. RefSeq lists its product as uncharacterized. Gene Ontology annotation, molecular function: oxidoreductase activity. Lineage: Eukaryota; Metazoa; Mollusca; Bivalvia; Venerida; Veneridae. The record is from RefSeq and is a predicted model, not a curated record.
CAUUUAUUAGAAUAUAUACAGUAUGCUGUUGUUUGUAAACAACGUAGAUAGCUGUUCGCGUUUAUACUAGCCAAAUCUGGUUUUCUCUCAAAUCGUUAUCAUUAUUGGCUUUUUACAUCGUUUCAGUCUUAUUCAUUGUGAUUAAAUAGCUUUACUUUAAUAUCCGUAAAAUUGUUGAUUUCAAUACUUUACUUAAUUAAGAUAGUAUCUGGCAGUAGAUGGUUAAGAUUUUCAAGGAGAUACAAAUAAUUAUUCUAUGUCUUUGUUUGGUGAUUUCUUCAAAAGAUGCGGAUAUUCUACAACGCUCGAAAGAUGCUCGAAUCUUGGUUUUGGGAGCAGGAAUGUCUGGACUCAGUACAGCAAAGGCGCUACAUGACGCCGGAUACCAACAUAUCCUGAUACUUGAAGCAACCUCUCGGAUUGGUGGAAGAAUUAAACAUGACCGCUUAGGCAACUACACGGUUGAAAUGGGUGCAAUGUGGAUCUACGGAAAAGGAUCUAAUCCAAUCUACGGGAUGGCCGAAAAGCUGAAUAUAUCAUAUACUGACAAUUUCAUUGAUGAUUGGACAGUGAGAGACGAGAACGGUGAUGACGUCACUGAAACAGCAGACGCUGCUUACUCUAAGUUACAGGACGCUUUAACAAAGGCAAGUGAGUUAAAUAAGAACGUUGAAGAAGACUUCACUGUAUUAGCAGGGUUACGGAAUUCAGUAUGGAUGCCAACAACUAAUAUCGAUGAUGUAAUAGAAGCAUACUCAAUAGAUUUUGAAACCGGGAUGCCCCCAUCAACAUUAUCCGGGAAAAAUCUUCAUUUAGACGACACGUUUGAGGAUUUUGGAAGUUACGAAAUGAUGGCUGUUAAACAUGAGUCCGGGUUUGUUGAUAUCAUAAAAGGCUUAUAUGAAACAUUUAUGACAGAAGAUGACCCGCGUCUAUUACUCAAUACCACUGUAAAGAAAAUAGAACACGGACAUGAUUCGGUAACUGUUCAUACUAAAGCAGGGGAAUUGUUCAAUGCUGAUUUCGUUGUUGUCACAUUUAGUUUAGGAGUUUUGCAGCAUCGAGAAGUUGACUUUUCUCCACCAUUACCACACACAAAGCAAAUGGCCAUUGACAUGCUUGGUUUCUGCAAGUUUACCCAUAUAUAUGUACAAUUUCCGCAUUCAUUUUGGGACGAAACAAUGUACAUUCUGCGUGCAUCUAAAAUACGAGGCCAUUUUAGCUGCUGGCAGAAUAUGAAUACGAUUUACAAAGGAUCAAACAUACUUCAGCUUUCUCUGUUUGGAGAUGACGCCAACUGGGUGGACCGGUCUAGCGACCACAUGGUCAUGCAGGAAGUGCUCCGGUAUCUACAAUUGCUUUACCCUAACACAACGAUUCCCGAACCGUCAGGUUUUAAAGUAUCUAGAUGGAACACUGAUCCGUUUACUAGAGGGGCAUUCAGUUACUGGCCCACUGGUUUUACUACUGAGAUAAUGAAAGACUUUCAGGCACCGAUAGGGCGGGUUUUCUUUGCUGGAGAACAUCUAGAUCCGUUGCAUUAUGGGUUCGUCCAUGGGGCAUAUAGAUCAGGUCAACAGACGGCUGGUAAUAUCAUACAUCGUAUAGAAAAUUCAAAGGACUGGCACCAACGUCAUCGGAAAGAUCAAAAGCAUGUACCUUAUGAUACAUUCGCUUUCUCCUCCCGGAUUUAGAUUGCUUAUUUCUAAUGCUGUCAUGUUUUGUCCGAUAAACUACAAAAAUGUAACAUUCAAGAGAACAUUUGUGACUUUUAAUCAUGUUAGAAACAUGGACUAAAUGACAUGUGAAAAGCCAGACAUAUGUAGUCACAAGGAAGAUUGUUGUUUUUUUUGUAUUUAUUCAGACGAAAAUUAUAUAAAAGUAAUGCAUCAGUUCCGGAACGUGUAUAUAUCUAGUUUUCUAAGGAGAAUAAAUAUGAUUUAUAGAUUUAUAGGAAACAGCGGAAAAUACCAGAAAUGAUCUAAACAAUAUUAUAUUAUAUAUAGGAGUUUAGGAGUUCUGCAGCAUCGAGAAGUCGACUUCUCUACAUCAUUAUCACACACAAUGCAAAUAUAUAAAUAUUUUAUAUAUAUUCUACUAUUUUACAAUGUUUAUAUCAUACGGUACGGGUAUAAUACCUCCGAAAACCUGACAGCAACAUGAUAAGAAAGAUGAAAGACAAGUAUGUAAUGUAGAUAAAGAACAAAAAUAUUAGAAUAUACGGAAAUCAUGUAAACAGUCGGAUAAUUUUUCUAUUUUCUUAUAUUGUUUUGCAAAGUUUAUGUCACAAAUUUGUACUAUAUAUUUAAUAGAGAAAAACUUUCU